Meira miltonrushii is the source of this 3327-nucleotide messenger RNA. RefSeq lists its product as uncharacterized. Gene Ontology annotation, biological process: Golgi to plasma membrane transport; exocytosis. Gene Ontology annotation, cellular component: cytoplasm; exocyst. Bases 1 to 3327 code for a protein of 1108 amino acids. Gene Ontology annotation, molecular function: protein binding. Lineage: Eukaryota; Fungi; Basidiomycota; Exobasidiomycetes; Exobasidiales; Brachybasidiaceae. The record is from RefSeq and is a predicted model, not a curated record. The transcript has 4 exons.
AUGGACGGCUGGCAACCAUUAGCACCAACAAAACGUGCUUCUGGCAUGUAUGCACGUGCAAAUGCAGGUCCAUCAUCAUCAUCAAAAGGGCCAAGUCAAUUUAACGGACCUUCUGAUCCUUUUCCGCCUGUCGGUCCAUUUCCAAGAUCUGUUGCCAUUCGGAUCUUAAGCUUCUUAUCACUCUCAGAACAAAAGAAUUGCGCCUUAGCAGGUCGGGCUUUGGCAAGAGCAGUUGCAGAUGAAAGCAAUUGGAGUCGCAGGCUGGACGCAUUAGAUUGGUGCAGGGUAGAUGGUCUCUCUAUACAAUUUGAAAAGGGAAAUGAUACCAUACAUGAGGAACGCGAGAUCGGUAGAAGGAAGAAAGGCAAGCGGAAAGAAGAAGAUGCAGUGAAUGAAACGGAUAAAGGCGGGAAGCAGAACAAUACAAUUGAUACAAAUUCAAUAGACACCAGCAGCGUUUCUUUUGCUGAUAGUCAAGAUGAUGAUGAUUUCGGGGAUUUUGCUGGACCCAACACGAACAAGGAUGGCUUUGGAGAUUUCAAUUUUGAUAAAUUGCAGAUUGCAGGUGGAUCACUGGCCAGCGGGAUGGCUAGUAAUGCGGGGUCCAUCUUCUCGUACUCAAGUGAGACUACGCUACCCCUGAGCUCAGCUUCGCCCUCCUUUCAAAAGUUGAGGGCAUAUGCCAAAGCAUUAAGGCCGUUUAUCAAAUCCCUGGCUGACCUCUCGGGCCCGCCUACAAAUUCCCUUAUCUUUACAUGCGAUCUUGGUCUGACGGCUCAGACUGCAUUGUUGUCCAAUUUGUUACGUUACAUUUCUACCAGUGUUGGAGGAGGAAGCUCGCAAACCAGCAAAAGAAAGAGUAUCUCAUUAGCUGGAUAUGAUGAGCAAUUCAGUAUUACCACACGAGGGCAAGAAGCGGCACAUAGACUCUUGCAGAACCUACUCUCUUCAUUUGAGGGUACGCUUGCCCGUCGCAUUGAUGCAAUCAGGGCUUCUUCGCAUGGUGCAGAUACUUCAAGGGCUGUGAGAAGGGCAGAAGAUGAUAUGCUAUCUCAUGCGAGUGGAGUAUGGGAACUUGGAAAUGCACGUUUAGCAUUAGCAUUGAGCGAUGGAGAAGAUUUUGAAGCACAGCUGGAGGACCAAUUCGGACGAAUGCAAGCUGCUAAAGUAUUCUUGGACAAAUGCGAGAUUUUGACUGAUCCUGUCAUCAAGCACGAUCCGUUGGCCAAUGUCACCACGCAACAAGGUGUUGCAUCUCUAGACUUCACCCCUAUGGACAAUUUUAUUAGCGACAUUAUCGAGAUUGUAAAGAAGGAUGGGGAGAUUAUCGCUAGGGUGUUUCCACCUGAACAGGAUGUCUUGCUGGCCUAUGCAGAUCGUGUUGCUCAAGAUGUGAUCGGAAAGUAUGUGCGUGCUUUGUUGCAGCACACUCAAGAAAUUUCUUCUCAUCUUUAUCUUCGAAGUUGUGCAGCUACAUUUGCACAAGCAUGGAAGUUGGUCGACGUUUUACUCGCAAUCGAGCCACGCGAUGACACGAUUGUGACGCAAGCCAGAUGUGAGGAUGUUGUCUUUCAUCUGUGGGAGGAGAAUAUGGAGGACUAUCUUUCGAUCGAGAAUCAAUGGGUCCGUCAGGAAAUGCAAGCUGUGACAGAUAAAUGGGACAAUGAUGUCAAAAACGAACAAGCAACUUCGCGUGUGGAUGCCGCUUUCAUUGGUUCCCAGAAUCCAGCUGCUGUCAAAAGGUCAGUUUUGACGGGUUUCAAAGAUGUUCUGCUCUUACCCGUCACUGUUGUUCCUAGAACAGCGGGCAUCGUUGGUGGAGCAGUGAUUCGUACAGCUGGAACGGGAUUAUCCACUUUGAAUCCUUUACGUUGGCAAUCAGGAGGUGCUUCCUCUGGUCAAAAGUCCAGUCAGUUAAAGGCUGAUUUGGCCAAGCAGAAUGGCACAGGGAACGUAUCUACUGUCUCCCUUCCGCGUACGCCGAAUGAAGCAAACGAGAAAGGGUAUAUGGACUUCAGCAAUGGUACCAUUGGCACGAUGGACUCGGAUAGUGAAGAUGAAGAAGAUGCAUACGGUAAUGGGAUUGGAGAUGACAUGAAUGACAUUGAUGAGUGGAAUCAAGAAGUUGCAGUUUGGAGCGCUGUUGCCUCUACACGACCGAACGAGAAAAAAGAGAAAAGGAAUAAAGACAAGGUGAAACGCUUGAAUCCCACUCCAAGAAAUUUCACUUCUCCUCCCGCUUCUGUCGCUACGCCUUCCACGCCAGUAACGCCAACGACACCAAAUACGCUCACGGAGAUGCAACUGUUGCUCAGUUUGGACACGGCAUUACAAGUCAUCCACGUGAAUCGUGAUUGCCUUAAGAGGAUCGAAACAUUCAAAAAGUAUCCUCAUCCGUAUGGUGAAAAGGUAUUGGAGGCUAUUGAAGAAGUUUCCCUCUUACUUUUCCGCGCAUUAGGUGAAGGUCACAUUGCUUCUGGGUUUGAGAAAGCAAUCAAACAAAUCCAAGAUUGGCGACCGGAAGAACAUGCAGCGGUAAAGACGAAUGGGAGCGAAAAAGGUGGAGAGCAACAACAAGUUGAGCCGUUAGUGCACUUUUUCGAAUUGGUUCAUGUUGGUGAUACGAUUGCUCAAAUGGUACAAGUGUACUUUGAUCAAGAAAUGUCAAGACAUAUUGACAAAAAUGAUUUCUUGAAUGCGGUCGUCAAAGGAAGGAAAAAGUUUGAAGGAAAUUUGGAUGAAGCUGUGGCGAGAGGAUUGAAUGCAGGCGUGGAUCUCUUGUUAGGUCAAGCAGAACAUAUCAUCACUUCUCUUCAACAGCCUAAAGAUUACAACCCACCUGCCGGACAUUUGCCAGAUCUGACUCCUACACGAGCCUGUCGUGAGACUGUUGAAUGCUUGAAAGUUCAUUGUCGCAUGUUGGUAGGCGCGGCCGAUAAGAACGUCUUAGAGGUAUUCUAUCAAGAAGUCGGAAUUCGCUUGCAUACGAUUAUUUGCAAACAUUUGAAAUCACAAUUGAUUUCGCUAGAUGGUGGCUUUAGAGUGAUUGCAGAUUUGAACGAAUAUCAUGCUUUCGUCGUCACACUUCGACAACCUCAACUGACGGCCGAUUUCGAUUCGUUAAAGAUGUUGGGUAAUCUGUACAUCAUUGAUAAUCCGAAAGAAUUAGCCAAAUUGGCACGAGAUGCAAACAUGUUCGGCGGAAGUCUAAGCCCAGAAGAUCUUUACGAAUUCUUGCAAGCACGAGCGGAUUUUCGAUCGAUCGAAAAAGCAAUUGAUAAAGAAAUGUACGGAUUCAAAGUUUCAGAAGAUUGCUGUAUCUGUUGA